AUGCCUCGCUACAGUACGGAUACUGUACUUACCAUCUCCACUACAACAAAAACUAACUUUCCCAAUUUUGAGACUCAUCUCAGGACCGUAUCCAAAUGGUUUUUGGACUCUAACAAGAGACACUCUCUCAACUGCAUCGAGGCUGCCGCGGCGCAACGCUUUAUCAUUACGACACUUGCCCACCUGCAAUUAGCAUCGCUGACUCUAGGCAUGUUGCCUGGCUGCCCAGCUGAUGAGGUGCUUCAGGCUACUGCACCUAUCCCGCGGAACGGCGCUCCGGACCUCUGGACCCUGAUUUCCAACUGUGAUCUCGAUCCCAAGUUGCACAUACUACCCCUCUUUCCACAACAGCUACACCAAAGGCAGGCAAGCAAGCAAGUAUUACAGUACGACAGAAAAAAGGUCUAUUUCAUAGCUCAUGCAGGGCCCAAUCCUGUUGUUUCCAGGAUGAUGUCUGUACCGGUAUUGGUCGGACCCUGUAAAUCCUCUUUGUGUCCCAGGGUUUCUCCAUGCUCAUGCUCAACGCCAGAGGAUGAUCAACAAGCAAGAGGAGAACGAUCAUCAACAAGAUCCAGGAGCAUGGGAAUGGCCUGGCUACCUACCUGGGCGUUCAUCGAGCGUCUUUGGAGAGGUGGUAAAAAAAGAUUUUCCCCCCCGCUCUUGGCUCAAGCUCGCUUACUCUCUCAAUCACCAAUACCAUCGAUGACUGGUGAGCCUUUGCUGGCUGCCAAUGCAACACACGAGAGGGGCUGA
Messenger RNA from Fusarium graminearum PH-1, 753 nucleotides. RefSeq lists its product as uncharacterized. The record is from RefSeq and is a predicted model, not a curated record. The transcript has 4 exons. Bases 1 to 753 code for a protein of 250 amino acids. NCBI's taxonomy places the organism in Eukaryota, Fungi, Ascomycota, Sordariomycetes, Hypocreales, Nectriaceae.